CAAUACCAUUACCCAACACACAACGGCAUCACGGGCACCUGCACCUGCACCACCCCACCUCCUCCCACACUCCAAUUAUUCUCACUUUCUCUCUCCUCACCUUAAAAUUCCCACAACUUAAUUUUCCCCCCCUUUCCCCUUUUUCUUUUCCAUAUCUGCUUCCUUUUUUCUUCCAUUUCUGGGUGCUAAUUUAUGAGCUCUACCAUCGUAUUUAUGGCGUUUCACGGAUCUUCCUGAUAAUCCUUUCUCUCUCUCUAUAUUUCUCUGUAAAUAAUUUCCACCCAUUUUUUGAGGAUCUGUUCUUGAGUUUUUCUGCUGAAGUUGAAUUCAAAGGAGAUUAAUUUUUGAAGAUUCUUCAGGUGUCCCUUCUCCGUGACAACAUUUUUUUAGGAAGGAAGAAGCCUGUAAACUUAAUCUUAAGUUGCACUAUUCAAUCAAAAUGUUUGGAGGCAACAAUAGCAAUCAUGCACUUCCUAUGUUUCUGGACGAGAAUCGUUUUCAGCUUAAUACUAAUGCACCAAACCACCAACUUCAGCUCUUUGGGAACUUACCUGUGGGAUGUACAGUUGAUCCAGUAAAUUAUUUUGGGAAUGAGCAUAAUUCAUCUAUUCUCCGGCCAAACAAACGAGGUAGAGAGGCUGAAGAUCUGUCAAGACAACAGAAGCUCCAAAUUUCUUUGAAUUACAACCUCUGCCAUGAUGAAGUUGACCGUUCAGCUAGCAUUCCAAACCAUAAUCCAGUAUCAACUGGGUUAAGGCUUUCAUACGAUGAUGAUGAACCCAACUCAUCUGUGACCUCUGCCAGUGGAAGUAUGACAGCAACACCCUCCAUCCUCAUGUCCCUUGGUGACAAUAUCAGGAGUGAGCUUGAACGCCAGAAAGACGAAUUUGAUCAGUACCUCAAAAUUCAGCAAGAGCAAUUAGCAAAGGGUGUUAGAGACAUGAAACAGAGACAUAUGGCUUCCUUUUUAAAUACUAUAGAGGAUGGCAUAAGUAAGAAGCUUCGAGAAAAGGAGACUGAGUUGGAAAACAUAAACCGCAAGAACAGGGAACUUAUGGAGCGAAUAAAGCAGGUGGCAACAGAAGCACAUAAUUGGCAUUACCGAGCUAAGUACAACGAGUCAAUGGUUAAUAUUCUGAAAAACAAUCUUCAGAAUGCAAUUUCUCAGGGUGCUGACCAAGGGAAGGAAGGGUUUGGAGACAGCGAGGUUGAUGAUGCAACUUCUUACAUUGACCCAACAAAUUACCUGACGGUGGCAGGAGGGCGGGGGAAAUCCAUAGCAGGCCCGAGUUCUGAGAAUUUGAUCUGCAGAGGUUGCCGAACACGGGAGGUAUCAAUGUUGUUGAUGCCAUGUAGGCAUCUGUGUAUGUGUAAGGAAUGUGAUGGGUUCAUUAGUGUCUGCCCCGUCUGCAAUGUCCCUAAAAGUGCUAGUGUGGAGAUAUACUUGUCUUGACUUGAUCUGAUCUGAUCUGAUCUGAUCUAUGGAUGUUUCCAUGUAUGUCUUACUAAAAUGUAUACCUAGCUGAUAUAGCAAAUGCUGAUGGAAAAGAGCCUGUCACUCAGCUAUCUGCAUUUGUUAUGGAGGAUUGUUGAUGAAUGAAAUUCAAACCUAAAAAAAUUAUGCACAUAUGAAACUGCUUAUUUUUAA
This is a messenger RNA of Spinacia oleracea (spinach), 1648 nucleotides long. Its product is annotated as probable BOI-related E3 ubiquitin-protein ligase 2. Lineage: Eukaryota; Viridiplantae; Streptophyta; Magnoliopsida; Caryophyllales; Amaranthaceae. The coding region runs from base 440 to 1453 and encodes 337 amino acids. Gene Ontology annotation, molecular function: ubiquitin-protein transferase activity. The record is from RefSeq and is a predicted model, not a curated record. The transcript has 5 exons.